Alligator sinensis (Chinese alligator) is the source of this 2004-nucleotide messenger RNA. It is a transcript of the gene CDH24, whose product is annotated as cadherin 24. Lineage: Eukaryota; Metazoa; Chordata; Crocodylia; Alligatoridae. Gene Ontology annotation, cellular component: adherens junction; plasma membrane; catenin complex. The transcript has 11 exons. Gene Ontology annotation, molecular function: cadherin binding; calcium ion binding. The record is from RefSeq and is a predicted model, not a curated record. Bases 115 to 2004 code for a protein of 629 amino acids. Gene Ontology annotation, biological process: multicellular organism development; cell-cell junction assembly; homophilic cell-cell adhesion.
UGCUGACACCUACUCUCUGCAGGUGGCCCAUGGGGUAGCCGUCGGGGCCCGUGGGCAGCGCAGCCCCGCGGGGCCCCGGGGCAGUGCUGAGCCAAGCCAAGCUGUGAGAACGCCAUGGCCGGGCUGCUGGGGCUGCUGCUGGCCUGGCUGGGUGGCUGGGGCUGUGCUGGGCGCCUGGCAUCACCCUGGGGGGCUGAGCACCCCCUGCCCCGCGCCCGUCGCAGCUGGGUUUGGAACCAGUUCUUCGUCAUUGAGGAGUAUGCUGGCCCCGAGCCCGUCCUCAUCGGCAGGCUGCACACAGACGCAGAUCGGGGUGAAAACCGCAUCAAGUACGUGCUGUCAGGGGAGGGCGCCGGCACUGUCUUUGUCAUCGACGAGCACACGGGCAACAUCCACGUGACCAAAACGCUGGACCGGGAGGAGAAGGCGCAGUACACGCUGCUGGCCCAGGCCCUGGACCGUGCCUCCGGCCGCCCCCUCGAGCCACCCUCUGAGUUCAUCAUCAAAGUGCAGGACAUCAACGACAACCCGCCCGUCUUCCCCCAGGGGCCCUACCAUGCAACUGUGCCCGAGAUGAGCAAUGUGGGGACGUCGGUGAUCCAGGUGACAGCCCAUGAUGCAGAUGAUCCCACCUAUGGGAACAGUGCCAAGCUGGUCUACACUGUGGUCGAGGGGCUGCCCUUCUUCUCCGUGGACCCCCAGACCGGUGUGGUGCGCACGGCCGUGCCCAACAUGGACCGGGAGGCCCAGCCCGAGCUACGUGUUGUCAUCCAGGCCAAGGACAUGGGCGGCCACGCAGGUGGGCUCUCAGGGAGCGUUACCGUCACCGUCACCCUCAGCGACGUCAACGACAACCCGCCUAGGUUCCCACAGAGCUCAUACGAGUUCUCGGUGCCUGAGACAACAGUGCCGGGGGCGGCCGUGGGGCGGGUGCGGGCAUUGGAUCCCGACGAGGGCCCUAAUGCACAGCUCAGCUAUCGGCUGCUGGAUGGUGGUGCUGCCGGGCCCUUCACCAUACGCACUGACGCCCGUGGCCAGGAUGGCAUCCUCACCCUCACACAGCCCCUGGACUUCGAGACACGCCGUUCCUACAGCUUCCGGGUGGAGGCCAGCAACACACAGCUAGACCCACAGCACCUGCGCCACGGCCCUUUCAAGGAUGUGGCCACAGUGCGUGUGACUGUGGAAGAUGCCGAUGAGCCACCCGCCUUUGCCCGCCCGGCCUAUCGCCUGGCCCUGCCUGAGGACAGCCCGCCCGGCGCCUUGGUGGGCCAGGUCAGCGCUGCUGACCCCGAUGUCCCUGGCAGCCCCAUCCGCUACUCGAUUGCACCACACUCGGACCCCGACGGCUUCUUCCACAUCGGCCCCCAGGACGGUGCCAUCCGCAUAGCGCGGGGGCUGGACCGUGAGGCCCGCGCCUGGCAUAACCUCACCGUGCUGGCCGCACAGCUCGACAGCCCGUCGCAGGCCUCCCCGGUGCCCGUGGCCAUCGAGGCUCUGGAUGUGAAUGACAACGCACCGCAGCUGGCCCCGGACUAUGAGACCUUCGUGUGUGCCAGCACUGCGCCUGGACAGCUGAUCCAGACCAUCCGUGCGCUGGACCCAGACGAGGAUGGGGCCACGCAGGUGUCCAUCCGGGCAGUGCCAGGGCCUGGCCCCACCGACAUCACUGUGCGGGACAACAAGGAUGGGACAGCAGCGCUGGUGCUGGGCGCACGGGGCCCACGGCGCACAGGGUCAGGGCCCCUGCUGGUGCGGCUGGAGCUGGCAGAUGGUGGCCAUCCCCGACACACAAGCUCAGCCACCCUCACCCUGCGUGUGUGCCGCUGCCGGGGGCCCCCCCGCGCCUGUGCCCCCCCUGUGCCUGCCGCCCCUGGACUCAGCACCGCCGCCCUGUUGGCCAUCCUCGCUGCCGCCACCGCGUUGCUGGGCCACACCCAGUUUCUGGCCAAGCCAAUCAGCGUGCCACCUGACUACACUCAACCAGGCCACAGCAUCACCUGA